Messenger RNA from Contarinia nasturtii (swede midge), 703 nucleotides. RefSeq lists its product as uncharacterized. Bases 71 to 703 code for a protein of 210 amino acids. The record is from RefSeq and is a predicted model, not a curated record. The transcript is spliced from 3 exons. Lineage: Eukaryota; Metazoa; Arthropoda; Insecta; Diptera; Cecidomyiidae.
AUACUGUCGCAUCGCUGCAUAUUUCCAGUAACAUUUCAACUUCUGUUCUGAUACGUCGUUAACUGAAAAAAUGAAGCAAUUUUUAUUUUUGACACUUUUCUCAUUUUUGGCCUUUGAUGGUGUUUUCAUCAAAGAGGCUAUGGGUCAAACUACUUAUCAGCAAGUAAUUUUGUUUUUUCAUUGGAACUCUCAUGGAAGCAAUUGGAUCUCUAGACUGGAACCUGCGUUCUCAUUCUGUCCAGAUUUUGCCACUACCGCUAAUGAAAUUUUAGAUUCAUUGACUGGUCUCACUCAGGAUCAAGAUGUACUCGCGCUGCGCGAUGCUUUAAAGAAACUUCCAGAAGUUACAGAUGUCCUUCCAAAUAGUAUCCAAACUGAAUUCAAUAAUUGGAGACAAAACGACUACAUUGUAAGACCAGGAACUGAAAGUCUUCUUAAUACUAUGUUCAAAACAUUGGGAAGAGUUCAUUACAAUUUUAAAUCCGAAUUUGAAAAUGCAAUAAUUGACGUGGGAUUAAAGACGCAGAAUUACUCAAUGAAUUUUAAUGAAGUUAAAAAUAGUCUUCAAGUGGCCAACAAAGCAUUGGGUCGGUACAGAUUACGCCGUGAUAAGUGGGUAUAUUUUUUAAUGGGCCUUGAAUCAAUAUGGAAUACUGGAAAACGCUUACUGACUUCGAAUAGAAAUCUCUCCGAUAAGUUUUAG